UACCACGACAACACGGACUACAACUCGACCGACGGGUUUCCACGACGACCACAUCAACAACCAGCACCACUACGACCACCCGGGUUUCGGCGACGACCCCCGUUGCCCAGCGACCGCGACCCACCUCGACUACCCUGCCGCCGCUAUUUCCGCCAGCGGACAGCAAUAUCCCAGGGGGAAACACAAGGACGUCCCCGUCCUCCAAGCUCCCCAACGUCAGCGUUGACUACUGUAAUCCCAUGAUCAUGUCGGAUGUGUCCUGGCCCAAGAUGAGACAGGGAUUGGUGGCGAGGCAACCAUGCCCGACUGGAACAAUAGGCGUGGCCAUGUAUCUGUGUAUGGGGCCCGAAGGAUACUGGGACCCUCAAGGGCCCAACCUUAGCAACUGUACGUCCCCGUGGGUCAAUGUAAUCACCCAGAAGCUCAAAGCCGGAGAGACUGCAGCCAUCAUUGCCAGGGAGCUGUCAGAGCAAACCAAGAGUAACCUUCAGGCGGGGGACAUCACCUACACAGUCAAAGCCAUGGGUCAGCUUGUGGACCUACUCGACGUGCAGCUUAGGAACCUUACCCCUGGAGGCAAAGAUAGCGCAGCCCGCAGCCUCAACAAGCUGCAGAAAAGAGAGCGCUCAUGUAGGAUUUACGUGCAGGCCAUGGUGGAGACCGUGAACAACCUGCUUCAGCCCCAGGCCCAGUCGGCGUGGAGGGACCUGAGCACCGGGGAGCAGCUGAGAGCAGCCACCAUGCUGCUGGAUACGGUGGAGCAGGGGGCCUUCAUCCUGGCCGACAACCUGCUCAAGACGGACAUCGUGCAGGAGAACACAAACAACAUCCAGCUGGAGGUGGCCAGGAUGAGUACGGAAGGAAAUCUGCCCGACCUGAAAUUCCCACAGAGCGGCCAAGGCAACUCCAUCACCCUGUCGGCGAGCACUUUGAAACAGCAUGGGAGAAAUGGUAAAUGGCGUUGCCUUAAAUAAAUGUUUACUGUACAUCAAGGGUCUCCAACGCCAAUC
Molecule: messenger RNA, 1010 nt
Organism: Oncorhynchus gorbuscha (pink salmon)
Lineage: Eukaryota; Metazoa; Chordata; Actinopteri; Salmoniformes; Salmonidae
Product: adhesion G protein-coupled receptor L3-like
Exons: 6
Coding region: 240-974 (244 amino acids)
Cellular component (GO): membrane
Molecular function (GO): G protein-coupled receptor activity
Source: RefSeq, a predicted model, not a curated record